Knipowitschia caucasica is the source of this 1653-nucleotide messenger RNA. The record is from the annotation of a GenBank genome assembly. NCBI's taxonomy places the organism in Eukaryota, Metazoa, Chordata, Actinopteri, Gobiiformes, Gobiidae.
AUGGCGCACUACAGACUUUUCCACAGCGCGUUGGCUCUGUUCUUUAUGUGCGUGUUUUUGGACGUGGGGAUAUUUCGGGUGAAUGGGCAGUACGGCGGCGAUAGGGGAAUGUCUAUCCCGGAUCACGGCUUCUGUCAGCCCAUCUCCAUUCCCCUCUGCACGGACAUAGCAUACAACGAGACUAUCAUGCCAAACCUGCUCGGACACACGAACCAGGACGACGCGGGGCUGGAGGUGCACCAGUUCUACCCUCUGGUCAAAGUGCAGUGCUCCCCGGAUUUAAAGUUCUUCCUCUGCUCAAUGUACGCGCCGGUGUGCACGGUCUUGGAGCAGGCUUUGCCCCCGUGUCGCUCCCUCUGUGAGCGCGCACGUCAGGGAUGCGAGGCUCUCAUGAAUAAGUUCGGUUUCCAGUGGCCCGACAGCUUGGCGUGCGAGAGCUUCCCAGUCCAAGGAGCUGGGGCGCUGUGCGUGGGGCAGAACAUGUCAGACCACACGGACGAUCCCCCGCAGUACACCACCGAACGCGCUCCCUCCGUCUCCCCCACGGGUCACUUCAGAUGCCCGGCUUCCCUCAAAGUGCCACACUAUCUGAACUACCGCUUCUUGGGCCAAGACAACUGCGCAGCGCCCUGUGAACCCAAACGUCCCCAUGGGAUGAUGUACUUUUCGGAAGAGGAGAUGAAAUUCGCGCGCAUAUGGAUUGGAAUCUGGUCUGUUUUGUGCUGCGCGUCCACCCUAUUCACAGUCCUGACCUAUCUAGUGGACAUGAAGCGUUUCAGUUACCCAGAACGCCCCAUUGUUUUCCUAUCUGGCUGCUACACUAUGGUCUCCGUGGCCUACAUAGCUGGAUUUCUACUGGAAGACAAAGUGGUGUGCAAUGGUCACUUUGAGAAUGACAUGAAAACUGUUGUGCAAGGGACCAAGAAGGAGGGCUGUACCAUUUUGUUCAUGAUGCUGUACUUUUUCAGCAUGGCCAGCUCCAUUUGGUGGGUGAUCCUGGCCCUCACCUGGUUCCUGGCAGCUGGUAUGAAGUGGGGUCAUGAGGCUAUUGAGGCCAACUCCCAAUAUUUCCACUUGGCGGCUUGGGCUGUGCCAGCGAUCAAAACCAUCACCAUAUUGGCAGUUGGACAAGUGGAUGGGGAUGUGUUAAGUGGCGUUUGUUUUGUUGGCAUAAACAGCGUAGAUGCUUUAAGAGGGUUCGUCCUUGCUCCCUUGUUUGUCUAUCUGUUUAUUGGCACCUCCUUCCUGCUGGCUGGAUUUGUUUCACUGUUCCGGAUCCGCACCAUAAUGAAGCACGAUGGCACCAAGACAGAAAAACUUGAAAAGCUAAUGGUGCGAAUAGGGAUUUUUAGUGUCUUAUAUACGGUCCCGGCUACAAUAGUGAUAGCGUGUUACUUCUAUGAGCAGGCCUUCAGAGAGCAGUGGGAGAAGACGUGGAUUAGUCAAACGUGUAAGACCUAUGCUGUGCCGUGUCCUGCCCACGGUAACCCCAACAUGAGCCCAGACUUUACUGUCUUCAUGAUAAAGUACCUCAUGACUCUGAUUGUGGGGAUCACCUCCGGCUUCUGGAUCUGGUCUGGGAAAACGCUAAACUCAUGGAGGAGAUUUUACACGAGACUGGCAAACAGUAAACAAGGAGAGACCACUGUGUAG